Molecule: messenger RNA, 2203 nt
Organism: Perca fluviatilis (European perch)
Lineage: Eukaryota; Metazoa; Chordata; Actinopteri; Perciformes; Percidae
Exons: 8
Coding region: 959-2203 (414 amino acids)
Source: RefSeq, a predicted model, not a curated record
GAUCCUGUGUCAGUAUUACAAGCUUUCUUUAACUGUCUAUGAUUACAAGCUGUACAUGGCAAGACGCUGGCGUUGAAGCAAUCGUGUAUCUUUUGCGAGAAUUUCAUGAGGAUGCAGUGUUUGACACAGAGAGCAACUGUGCCAUGUGCGCAACAACAAAACCACCCAGUCACGGACCUUCCAUCACUGACUGGAUUCAGUGUGACAGCUGUUGCUGGUGGUUCCAUGCCCAGUGCCUAGAGAUGGACACAGCAGAGCUUGAUGCUGUGAAGACAGAUGAUUGGGAUUGCUAUCUGUGUCGGAAGUAAUGCUACGUACAGUAUGAAGACCUCCUGGACCCUGCCAUCCGUACCAAGUCUGUGUGAAAUCAUGACAAGCUAAUAAUAAUAAUAACGACAGAAGAAUAUGAUCCAGCAUCUCUGCUCGAUUGAAGGAGAAGAAGGUGGUGGAACACUGGUCCUGUAGUCUAUGCUGUUUCUCCCAUCACAAGCCCCAACCCCUCUAUCCUCUGUCCUCUGUUCUGCUCAAUCUGCUGUCUCUGCCUUCUUUCUCUCUCCCUGUAUUUCACACUGUUGGCCUCGUUUUGGCAGAAAUUGCCCAGGCUAUUAUUGGAUCUCUGUGGCCUUCGGGCUAAAUAUUACUGGAUCUCUGUGGCCUUUGAGCUUAUUAGUGGAUCACUUUUUUUUACACUUUUGAUAUUUUAUUUUAAGACAAACCUCACAUAUCUCCUUUGACAUAGUCAACUCUACCUUUUUCAAAAGGUCUUCAAACUUUCAACUUUGAGAUACACCUUCAGUACACUUCUCGACAAAAUCUAGCUAAUACUUUGACACAGUCUACUGUAUACAGAUUUCGACCUCUAAAAUUGAGAUACAAUUUGACAGUUUAUAAGGACUACCAUACAACCUGCACAAACUUUGACAUUGACCUUUGAAACUGACAUCCAAGCAGGGUGUCCAUGCCUAGAAAAGGGAAGAGGUCUCAAGCUUCCAAACUGCGUUGGCAGAAGUUUGGUGAGUCUCAACACUCAACACCAGCAACAGACAGCGAGUUUGCAUCCUCACAGCAACAGAGAACUGUUACUGGUGAAGGCGAUCACCUGAACCUCUCAGACAGACUUCAGUGCUUGUCGUCAGGGGUGAGAUACGCGUUGUUGAUCAUGAGUUCAGUGUGCAUCGCUCUUUUUCAAGACCAGCAAGGAAGGUAUGGCUUUUUUGACCCACACUCUCGACGACCCGACGGCCUACCCCAUUGCCCAGACGGUAACGGUACAGCUGUCAUGUUAAUUUUCACACAUUUAAGGGAUCUAAUAAGAAAGAUCGUCACAUCUUUCAGGAUGUUAGGUGCCAGCCCCUAUGCUCCUUAUGAGCUAACACCUGUGCUUUUUCAGAGUUUGGAUGAACUCUCUACCGAUGAAAAUAUUGCACUUAUAGACACCAAUGCAGAUAUUGGUGUUUCACACAUGAGUGAUCAAGACCGUGACACUGUAUCCAGUGUAAUACAGGCUGAAAAAGACAUGACUUUUCCAUCAUUGUCAGUUACAGAGUCCACACCCUGUGCUGACAUUACAUUGAAUGCAAAUGAAUUCAUGCAUCAUAAUAGCGGUGAAGGUGCAGUGGAAUGUCCUAGAUCAGACACAACAACACGUGACGAUCAUCAUAUGCCAAAUAUAGAUUCUAAACGUACCAAAAAAAAAGAGGCAAAGUUCAAAAGAAGAGUUAGGUUAUUGGAAAAGAGAAAGGUUACACCUGGCAAAAUUGCAGAAAAAAUCAAAAGACUUAAAAAUAUCAAAGAGAGGGAAAAGUAUGCGAAUGAUAAAUUCUAUAAGAAUUUAAAAAAAUCACAGGAAAGCAAAAGUUACAGUCGAAAUGUUGAGUAUACAAACAGAAAGAUGUCCAACAUAACUACUAACUAUCAACAAAACCCUAACUUCCGGCAUAGGCAGAAAUUUUACUCAACAAAUCGUUACAGUAAAGACAUUGGCUUUAAGCAGUGGAAGAGGUUGUAUAUAAACAAUCGUUAUGCAAAUGACCCUGCGUUCAGAUCUAAACAAAAAGAAACAAUUAGACAACUUAUAGGAAACAAAUACAGAAAUAACAUUGCAUUUAGAUCUAAACAAAAAGAAACAAUGAGACAACUUAUAGGAAACAAAUACAGAAAUAACAUUAUAACAGUCACCAAAACCAAAGGGAUGAAAGGCUGA